This is a messenger RNA of Pygocentrus nattereri (red-bellied piranha), 3450 nucleotides long. It is a transcript of the gene best1, whose product is annotated as bestrophin 1. NCBI's taxonomy places the organism in Eukaryota, Metazoa, Chordata, Actinopteri, Characiformes, Serrasalmidae. Gene Ontology annotation, molecular function: chloride channel activity. The record is from RefSeq and is a predicted model, not a curated record.
CUCUUUUCUUCCUCUCUUGCAUCCCUCGCUCCACUGCCACUCAUCAAGGCUGUCAGCCUUCGCUUCAUUACGCUCCAUCCCCAGUUGUUGUGAUAUUGUGGCGAGAGUGGUGAGGUGCUACAGCUGGUCCUCCUGGCCAGCUUGGAGCAGAGAUGACAGUCACGUACUCGCGCAGGGUCGCAGACGCCCGCCUGGGCACCUUCUCCCACCUGCUGCUGCGCUGGAAAGGAAGCAUCUAUAAGCUCCUGUACAGAGAGCUAUUCAUCUUCACUGUGCUGUACUACGCCAUCAGUAUCCUCUACAGGUUCCUCCUGGAUGAUGGACAGAGAAGGCUGUUUGAAAAGCUCGCCAUCUAUUGUGAUCAGUACGCACAACUCAUUCCUGUGUCCUUUGUACUAGGUUUCUAUGUGACCCUUGUGGUGUCACGCUGGUGGGGCCAGUUUGAGAGCGUUCCAUGGCCAGACCGCUUGGCUGCCUUGGUGGGGGGUCAUGUUCGGGGAGCAGAUGAGGGGGCCAGACUGAUCCGCAGGAGUCUGGUGCGUUACGCUAACCUGUCCGGCGUCCUCAUCUACCGCUCCAUCAGCACUGCUGUCUACAAGAGGUUCCCCACAAUGGAGCACCUGGUACAGGCAGGGCUAAUGACAGUAGAGGAGCUGAGGCAGCUGGAGGAACUGCCGUCUCCUCAUAAUAAGUUUUGGGUUCCCUGUAUGUGGUUUGUCAGCCUGGCACUUAGAGCAAGGACAGAGGGACGCAUCAACAACGACGUCGCACUCACUGCUAUUCUAAACGAGUUAAGUACGUUGCGCUCUCAGUGCAUGAAGCUGUACAGUUAUGACUGGAUCAGUCUGCCACUUGUAUACACUCAGGUGGUAACUGUGGCUGUAUACAGUUUCUUCUUGGCUUGUCUGAUUGGUCGGCAGUUUCUUGACCCCACCCAAGGCUACCCAGGUCACGACCUUGACUUCUAUCUUCCUGUCUUCACCCUGUUGCAGUUCUUCUUCUACGUCGGCUGGCUCAAGGUGGCAGAGCAACUCAUAAAUCCAUUUGGGGAAGAUGAUGAUGACUUUGAAACAAACUGGCUGGUGGAUCGCAAUUUACAGGUAUCUCUGCUGUCAGUUGAUGAUAUGUAUGAUCUAGUUCCAGUAGUAGAGAGGGAUAAAUACUGGAAUGAAUCAGAGCCCCAGCCUCCUUAUACAGCUGCCAGUGCUGAACACCGAAAACCCUCAUAUAUGGGGUCUGCUCUGGACAUCAGUGUUCCCAAAGAGGAGAUGGAGUUCCAGCACAAUCUGGAGCAGAUCAAGGAACACGAAGAGGCUAACCAUUCCACUCCUCUUCUAGGCAGUCUGAGUCGUCUGUUGGGUGUGCAGUCUCCCAGUUUUCCUCGCGCUACUCCUUCCUCCAGAGUUUCUCUCCUUCGCCGCCGUCCCCGAGCUCCUCUCAGCCGUUUCCCUCUAUACCUUCACUCUGAGGCUAUCGCCAUGGCUGGCCAUGGCCACAGCCCAUCAGAACGAGACAUGGCCGAGUACGCUUUUUCGUCCAUGCCCCUUUAUGAGAGACCUGGCUUCUACAGUUGCCCACAGACGCCCAUUCACUGUGUUCCCCCGCCUGUCCACAGGCCCCGUCCCCCCCGCAGGCUACAGGGCGACCUGGCACAAAGUUCUAGUUCCCUGGCUCACCCUCUGCUGGGGUCACAGCAGUUGCUUCCUCCAGAUACCCCUGGUCAUAUCCCACCCCUGCCAUCUUCGGCUUUCCCCUGGGUGGGAGGGGAUGGGGAACUCCCGCCUGCACCCACUUUCUCUUUCCCUGACCCUCCGCCCAAACCACGGCCCACUCAGGGCCUCCUGUCCCAUCGUCCUUUGCCUCCUCGUCUCUCUCUUGAUACCCCUCCCCCAAUGGACACACAGCCAGGACCUGCCAGCGCCCGUGGUGGUGGAGAGAGGGUGUUCUCAUUCAGCCCUCCCUCACGGAAUGUCAUCCAGACCAGCACAAGCUCAGGGUGCGCAAACUCCCCCAGCACGACCAACAGCAAUAACAACAUCAUCAACAGCACAGGUAGCCUCUGCAAUGGCACUGGACCUGCAGGCAGCUCAGUAAACAACCUACGACCCAUCAACAGAAGCACCACAGCCCUGACCAACACAGCUAAUGCAGUCGCUCCUGCUGCUAUGGCAUUACCACAAACAACCAAUCAGCACAACUCACCCAAUGAUUCUGGGAUUUCACUGUCUGAAGGGGAUUUGAUUGGUGGGUUGGUGCAGAGUGGGACCACAAAAGCCAGUUGAGCGAGGGAACAAUACUGAGGCAGUUAAAGAGCAGGGAUGGCCUGCUUCAGUAUAUGGUAAUGCAGAAAAUUCAGAGAACAACACUAGUUGUGUUCAGCAGUGAACUGAAUAAUAGCUCCUUUGACAAGGUUCACAAACAGAUGGACAAUUGUGCAUAAUCAUUGUCACGAUGAAGUGAACUAAAGCAUAAUAAGAAGGAGGACUAUUGAAGUAACUGCAUAGAGCUUGCAUCUUGGAAUAUUACUGUACUAAGAAAAGCAGGCAAACAGUACCUGUGGUCUUACACUCUUAUGGUUGAUCGUCUUAAAACAUCUAAACUUUUCAGAUUUACCCAGGACCAAUUAGAAAAAUAGCAAUCUCAGACACAGUUACUGAUACACAGCAAGGUAUUAAAAUGUAAAAAUGUAAAAAGUAACAUUAGAUUUCUGCAGUAUCUGCAGUAAAAUGUACUGUAAGUCUUGUAUUAACCUCUUGUUAACGUUAUUUGUUGCUCGGGUAAAAGUGAGAGGUCAGUGCAGGCAGAGGAAAAUGGCAAAGGGCAGUGUAAAAGAAUAGUAGUUGUAGCUUUUCUCAAACUGUGACAAAAUCCAACCAUUGUACAUCACAUUACUGUGUCUUUUGUCAUGUUUUGUUCUGUUAUAUAUAGUUGGUGACUUUUUUUGUUCUGUGGUGGCUUAAAUAGACUUUGUUGGUAACCCUUUCAGAACCAUGUGUACAGAUUUUUGCAUGUUGACAUCACUACUCAGUAGUCAGGUGUUUUCUCACCUGAGAUUUGUUAAAGUACAAAUCUCAACUUUGCCCACGUUCAUAUUAGUGAAUACACAGGCUGAACAAACAAUAGUGAAAUAAUAGUGGUUCCUGGCACAGGUAGCCUAGACAACUGUCUAGGGGGGCAACCUGCCUGGGCUGGCAUUCUGAAAUCAUUGUAGCCCCCCACGGAUCAGCCCUGCCUUAAGGCUUGGGUAGCUGACACUUUCUAAAUCAUGUUAUUAAAGGGGAAUGCCCAGAUUUUUCAAAAUUCUGUAUAAUUAAAUCAUUGAGUAGGGCUGGUACAAGCUUAAAAUGUCUCUGGCACACUCUGUAGUGAUGUAAAUUCACAGUUAAAAUGAACAGAUAUAAUACAAUUUAUAAAACGGAUACAAAGUACACUAAAAUGCAUUUUUAUAAA